AUGCUCCCCAGCGCCGUGGCGGCCCACGCCGGUGCCUACUGGGACGUGGUGGCCUCCUCCGCGCUCCUGAAUCUCCCUGCCGCGCCGGGCUUUGGCAACCUGGGCAAGAGUUUCUUGAUCGAGAACUUGCUGCGGGCCGGGGGCGCCCCGCCGCACGGGCUGCAGCCGCCUGCGCCCCACGGCCCGGCGGCCGUCCUGCCCCCCACCGCGGCGGCCGCGGGCGCACAGGUUCGGCCCCUUCCGGCCAACCCGGUACCUCUCAAGCUGUGCCCGGCGGCCGAGCAGGUCAGUCCGGCCGGGGCGCCCUUCGGCACGCGGUGGGCUUUCCAAGUGCUCAGUCCCGCGGCGGACGGCGCCAGGUUGCCAGGCCGGGCUCCAGGGGACCGAGACUGUACCUUCCAGCCUUCAGCGCCAGCACCCUCCAAGCCUUUCUUCCUGAGCGCCCCUCCGUUCUACUCCGCGUGCUGCGGUGGGUCCUGCCGGCGUCCUGCAUCCCCCACUGCUUUUCCAAGAGAAGAGAGCACGCUGCCCCUCCUUUCACCGGACUCUCAUUCCAAAGCUCGGAGGGGUAUUUUGAGAAGAGCUGUCUUUUCUGAGGACCAGAGGAAGGCUCUGGAGAGAAUGUUCCAGAAGCAGAAAUACAUCAGCAAAACAGACCGAAAGAAACUUGCCAUCACCUUGGGACUAAAGGAAUCGCAGGUGAAAAUUUGGUUUCAGAACAGAAGGAUGAAAUGGCGGAACUCCAAAGAAAAGGAAGUGCUUUCCAACAGGUGUAUCCAAGAAGUAGGCCUUCAAGAGGACCCACUCGUGCGACCUGCUCUGGGUUUCCCUUCUCCGUGUCCUUCUCUCUGGGAAAUCUCCCAACAGCAGUCAAGUCCAAGAUGGAGAGAGAAUUCGCCAGAACCUUCAGAGAGACUAAUCCAGGGGAGUUCAGAGGCAACAUCUGCUGAAGCUGAUUUACUACCAGGUGCCUUGUAUUCAUGUCCUGAUGAAGAAGUGGGAGGAAAGGGUUUACUUACAGGGGCUGUUUGAAUGGAAGGAUUCCUCUGCAAUAAUUUAAAAAAAACCUCUGAACUAAUUUUUGGACUCUAAAGCCAGCUAGCUUGUGCUUCAUCAGUGCCUAAAACCUAACACCUUUGGGGGGAUGCCUGAACUAAUGCUUUAGGAAACCUUCUCCAGUGUUCUCUUAUUUGGGUCCCAGACUCAUAAUUUGUCAGUUGACUAGAAUCUACCAGUAGGUACAGUGGAACUGAAAAAAAUGAAAAUAAUAGUUGGUUCAGUCCUUGCUCCAAGUAUGAGUAUGUAUGUGUCUCUAUCUCUCUGUGUGUGUGUGUGUGUGUGUGUGUGUAAGUAUUCAUCAAAAUGCAUUAGUGGAAAUUAGUUCCUCUUUAAAUAUUACAUUGAAUAUUGCAUUGAGUGAACUUUCACCUUUUAUAUAAAGAAAAAUAAACCAUUGACCAAAUGUUAUUAAUUUUUGAAAAUAAUGGAAAAAUUUGUCCAAAUUUUCAUACAUUGUAUUUCUUAAAACUCUAUUUUCUUGUUUCCUUCUCUACCACCUGUGAAUGAAUUUGAACAACUCAAUUCAGCAACCUUAAUCAAAUGAGCUACUGUUACAGAAAUACACUGAAAGUAUAUAUUUAAAUUAAAUAAACAAGUCAGAAGAAAUUCUGAGUGCAACUGUUAGUAUCUUAAUUGUCCUGUCUUUGGACUUGAUUAGGCUAUAAGAAGUUACCCAUUUAAUUGAUGGUUUCUUCUCUGUAAGCGUGGGCCUUUUUAGACAAGGUUUGAGAAAUAAAAUGCCUAUAAGGGCCUGUUGGGUAAAUAGAGGGCAUGACCCACCUGAAGACAUUUAAUAAUUUUUAAGAUACUGUGUUGGCCAAAUAAAGUUUCUGUGCCAAGCAGUUUCUGACCUCUGGCCAAGAUUAAAGAAGUGUCACAGUUCUUAAAAUGGUCCCAAAUGGACUUCAAAACACAGUAAUGAUGGAAUCUAUAGUAAUUUCUGCUUGCACUACUAGUAAUAUAGUCAAUUUUCCACUUAGGUGGUAUACCUUAUAUAUAUUAGGUUAUUUUUAUGUAUUAACAAACACCACACAGAUGUUUUCUGGUUUUUGACUACCCUGACAUAGUAUUAUCAUAAAAUUGCAUUUCUGGUAACAAUUUGCUGAGUUAAUCUAGAAAUUUUUAUUCCUGGUCCAAGAAAAAAAUAUGUUUCACUUUGAAGGAAAUGAAGCAGAAAAAGGAAAUGAUGUGGUUUUGAAUUAGGUUAUUAUUAAUCUAUGGACAAGAAACAUUAGAAGUUCAUGCUGUGGAAUUUUGUUCGAAAGCUACAUAAAGAAAGUGGCUUCUAAUUUGCUUAUGUUCUUAGCUGUAGACUUUGAGGGUUUAGGGUUAGAAAAGGUGCCAUUCUCAGAAGUGACAGUUUUAGCCAGGAAAUUAUUUUGUAUAAAUGGAAUUUGAAUUGCUAGCCUGUAUCUUUAUCAUGAAAUCCUAAAAAUCAUCUCAGAAGUUUGUCGAAGUGCCUUCCUUGUGGGGAAUAGUGGCAGGGAUCAAUUGAUAUUAAUUCAAAUUUUAAAACCUGUCUGAAAAUGAUUAAUAGUACAUGGUUUCUUUUCUUUGUGUAAUGUUAACCUCAUUUACGUCUUUGGGUCCUUUCUGAGUGCUGGAGACUGUGAUUGGAUUAUCUCAUUUAAUCUGCUUGACAGUAACCUUUAUGAGGGAGGAGUUAUUACUUCCAGGAUUUCUAUGACCCCCACAGCACCUGAGGCUGUGGUUAGGUUAGGGCAAUUAUCCAAGACUAGGACAUUAACAAAUGGACUCUGGCCCUGGCAUUCAAGUUUCAAAUCUUGAAAUCUCACCCCCCAUUUGGGAGCACAUUACCACUUUGGAAUGUAUUUUUCCUCUAAAGGAUUCACUGUCCCAGAGAUGUUUAAGAGAUUGUAGUGAGAUUUAUUAAAGCAAUUCAGAAGCACAUUGUACUUACAAUGUCUUACUUAGAGAAUGGUUUUCCCUUUAGUAUUCUCUCUAUUUUAUUUUAAAGUUCAGGUAAAGAAUUGCAAAGUAUAGAGAGAAUAGUUCCAUAGGAUUUAAUUGUGAGGUGGAAAAGUAUUUUUUGAUCACACCCUGCUAAAGCCAUGAAAUGCUUACCAGUGGUCACUGUUUCUUGAGAAUAACUUAAAAACCAA
Messenger RNA from Talpa occidentalis (Iberian mole), 3182 nucleotides. It is a transcript of the gene DBX2, whose product is annotated as developing brain homeobox 2. The record is from RefSeq and is a predicted model, not a curated record. Gene Ontology annotation, molecular function: DNA-binding transcription factor activity, RNA polymerase II-specific; DNA binding. The transcript has 4 exons. The coding region runs from base 1 to 1032 and encodes 343 amino acids. Gene Ontology annotation, biological process: regulation of transcription by RNA polymerase II. NCBI's taxonomy places the organism in Eukaryota, Metazoa, Chordata, Mammalia, Eulipotyphla, Talpidae.